UCACCGCUGCAAUACAUACACACAAAGACACAUCCCAGAAUGGCCGGCAAAUCCAGACCGAAUUUGAAGUUCACGCUUCAUAAGGAACCCGAGCCGGAAAUUGUGCCACCACGGAAUUUAGACUCGAGUACCACAAUUAAAAUUGGUGAUCGAACCUUCGAAAUUAAUGCUGACAGCUUAGAGAAAAUCGCAGAUUUGGGUCGUGGUGCAUAUGGCGUUGUAGAAAAAAUGCGACACGAACAGACUGGCACGGUUAUGGCUGUAAAACGUAUCACAGCAACUGUAAAUCGAAAAGAACAAAAACGCUUACUAAUGGAUUUAGAUAUUUCCAUGCGUUCGAGCGAUUGUCCCUACACAGUGCAUUUUUAUGGAGCACUCUUUCGAGAAGGUGACGUUUGGAUAUGUAUGGAAGUAAUGGAUACAAGCUUAGACAAAUUCUAUCCGAAGGUGUUCAAAAACAAUUUAACUAUGGAGGAAAGCGUUUUGGGAAAAAUUGCCAUGUCAGUCGUGAAUGCACUACACUACCUGCACGCACAACUUAAAGUUAUUCAUCGCGAUGUAAAGCCGUCAAAUAUUUUGAUCAAUCGCAGUGGUGAAGUGAAGAUGUGCGAUUUUGGUAUCUCUGGUUACUUGGUUGAUUCUGUUGCUAAAACGAUCGAUGCUGGCUGCAAACCAUACAUGGCACCCGAGCGAAUUGAUCCAACAGGCAAUCCUGCUCAAUAUGACAUACGUUCUGAUGUCUGGUCGCUGGGUAUCAGUAUGAUUGAAAUGGCAACUGGCCGGUUCCCUUAUAACUCCUGGAAAACGCCUUUUGAGCAGUUAAAACAGGUCGUGAAUGAGAGUCCACCACGUCUUGAACCUGGCAAGUUUUCACCCGAGUUCGAAGACUUCAUAAUUAAGUGUUUACAGAAAAACUAUACAGCGCGUCCCAAUUAUGAACAACUGCUUAAACACGAUUUUAUUGUUGAGCACAUAGAGCGCGAUACAGAUAUUUCGGAAUUUGUGUCGAGAAUAUUGGAUUUGCCGGAAUAAUCUGUUCAUGCGCGAGCAGUAUAUUUUCACUAAAGCUUCAAUGCAUCUAAAUUGUAAACUAAAAUAGUGGUUAAGUAAACGAUUAAACAAAAGCGAUUAAAUUUCCUUGAGGCCUU
This is a messenger RNA of Rhagoletis zephyria (snowberry fruit fly), 1148 nucleotides long. RefSeq names its product dual specificity mitogen-activated protein kinase kinase 3-like. Gene Ontology annotation, biological process: protein phosphorylation; stress-activated MAPK cascade. Gene Ontology annotation, molecular function: ATP binding; MAP kinase kinase activity. Lineage: Eukaryota; Metazoa; Arthropoda; Insecta; Diptera; Tephritidae. The record is from RefSeq and is a predicted model, not a curated record.